This is a messenger RNA of Carassius gibelio (silver crucian carp), 485 nucleotides long. RefSeq names its product ribosomal protein L37a (gene rpl37a). NCBI's taxonomy places the organism in Eukaryota, Metazoa, Chordata, Actinopteri, Cypriniformes, Cyprinidae. The transcript is spliced from 4 exons. The record is from RefSeq and is a predicted model, not a curated record. Gene Ontology annotation, cellular component: ribosome. Bases 116 to 394 code for a protein of 92 amino acids. Gene Ontology annotation, biological process: translation. Gene Ontology annotation, molecular function: structural constituent of ribosome.
UCUGAUGUUUGUGGAGUUGGUCCUCCGGUAUCCCAUGAUGCGUCAGUGUCCGCGCUGGUAAAUCGCGCAUGCGCAGUAGCUCAGUCUCUUUUGGCUCCGCAGCUCUUCUGUCAAAAUGGCCAAGCGCACCAAGAAGGUGGGGAUUGUGGGUAAAUACGGCACACGUUACGGAGCGUCGCUGAGGAAGAUGGUGAAGAAGAUCGAGAUCAGCCAGCACGCCAAAUACACCUGCUCCUUCUGCGGCAAGACGAAGAUGAAGAGAAGGGCUGUAGGGAUCUGGCACUGUGGCUCCUGCAUGAAGACCGUGGCUGGAGGCGCAUGGACGUACAACACCACGUCAGCCGUCACGGUCAAAUCUGCCAUCAAGCGUCUGAGGGAGCUGAAGGACCAGUAAACCAGACACCGUUUUCUACUGACUUCAUCAUGUGUUUUUCUUUCUAUGGCUCAUUUGAACAUCCCAUAAUAAAUCUGAGUCUUGAGCUGGA